CCGUGCCCAGCAUCGAUUUUUCGUGGAAGGAGCCCAGAAAGGGCGGUGAUGGAGCACGGGGCCGCGAGCCCCCGGCCGCAGCAGCCGGCACCGGGGAGCUGAGCUGGAGCUGGGGGGAGCAUCGCCGCCGGCCGGGGCUCUGCUCAGCCAGGAAAAUCAAAGGGAGGAGGAAAAUCGAGGUGGAGGAGAGGAAGCGAGGAAGAAGAAGGGCCGAAGGGCUCGGGCGAAGCAGCCAUUAGGAAAGUGCUGAUGCAGAGGUUCACUUGUGUCUACGGGCAGAGUUGGAGGAGUUGCUGUUCACGGACAAAGGCGGUAGGAGGGAGUGGAGCUUUGUAGAAGCUGGAGCCUGUCUCGCUGGGUGUCUGCGUUUCAUUCCCUGUCAAACGGCUGGGGAAAAGCAGGGAAGCGCCGAGCUGCAGCGCUCGCUCAGGAUCAGAUAGCAAGGAAACCAAUAGCAGAGGGAAAAAAAAAAAAAAAAAAAAGAAAAAAGAAACAACAAACCACCGAGCAAGCAAGCAACCCACCCUCCACGCUGAGACUGAAGCAGGCAGGUCCCUGCCAACUACACAGCACGCAUCCAGCAGCGAAGAAGUCUUCCCUCCCCGGGCAGGAGCGGAGUUGAGCCCGAAGGAUAUUUGAUGACACUUUUGCAGCGAUGGGGCCCCCAGCAUCUUCCAGAGCCCAUUUGAGGGUGAAGCCUCUGAAAGCGCAGAGGGAGUUUGAAGCUAAAUUCACCUGAGUCUGGAUCUCUUGGCCGCUGGGAUUUAUCUAUUUUUUUUUUUUUCUCCAGGGAAACCAAACAAAAAAAACGUGUUUUGUUGUUUUUUUUUUUUUUUGGUUUUGUUUUUUUAAGCUCCCUCUUUUUUUUUUUUUUCUUUUGGAAGAAGAUCUUAAUUUUUUUUUUUUUUCGUGUGGUUGCAAUGGAAGGGUUGGGUCUGUGCCUACGAAGCAGCAGCCGAAUGCUGGUCCUAGGAGAAACCGGAGCGGAUGCGGGGUCCCUCGCCAGCUAACUCCGCAGGACCCGGGGCCGGGGGGCUCGAUGCAGUGAGAGAGCCUCUCACGGGAUCCGCGUGGUGACGUGGCCGCCAAGACGUGGAAGCUUGGGACUCUCUUCCACCACAACAGAAUUUGGGGGGUGGGCAGGGGUGGGCCAGGGGGACGCCAGGAGUCGUGAGACCCUUCAUCUUCACUGUGGGCUUGGCUCAGGGAUGACUGCAGGCAGAGUCAACCCCUACAGCAUUGUGUCCUCCGAGGAAGACGGGCUGAGGUUGACCACCAUGCCAGGAAUCAACGGCUUUGGCAAUGGGAAAAUCCACACCAGGAGGAAAUGUAGGAACAGGUUUGUAAAGAAGAACGGUCAGUGCAAUGUGGAGUUCACCAACAUGGAUGACAAGCCGCAGAGGUACAUCGCAGAUAUGUUCACCACCUGCGUUGACAUCCGUUGGAGGUAUAUGCUCUUGCUCUUCUCCCUGGCGUUUCUGGUGUCCUGGUUAUUGUUUGGGCUGAUUUUCUGGCUAAUUGCACUCAUUCAUGGAGAUUUAGAAAACCCAGGUGGAGACGAUACCUUCAAGCCUUGCGUUCUGCAGGUCAAUGGCUUUGUGGCUGCUUUUCUGUUCUCCAUUGAGACCCAAACGACUAUUGGUUACGGCUUCCGCUGCGUGACAGAGGAGUGCCCGCUUGCUGUCUUCAUGGUGGUUGUUCAGUCCAUCGUGGGGUGUAUAAUAGACUCUUUCAUGAUUGGUGCAAUAAUGGCAAAGAUGGCCAGGCCCAAAAAACGGGCCCAGACAUUACUUUUCAGCCAUAACGCGGUAGUGGCAAUGAGAGAUGGGAAACUCUGCCUGAUGUGGAGAGUUGGGAACCUCCGGAAAAGCCACAUAGUAGAAGCCCACGUACGAGCUCAGUUAAUUAAGCCCAGAAUCACAGAAGAAGGGGAGUACAUACCACUUGACCAAAUAGACAUCGACGUGGGGUUUGAUAAAGGCUUGGACCGUAUCUUCUUGGUGUCCCCCAUCACCAUUCUCCAUGAGAUCAAUGAAGACAGCCCGCUGUUCGGGAUCAGCCGCCAGGACUUAGAGACGGAUGACUUUGAGAUCGUCGUCAUCCUCGAAGGCAUGGUGGAAGCCACUGCGAUGACGACGCAAGCUCGGAGCUCCUACCUGGCUAGCGAGAUCCUGUGGGGCCACCGCUUCGAGCCCGUCUUGUUCGAGGAGAAAAACCAGUACAAAGUAGACUAUUCCCACUUCCACAAAACCUACGAGGUCCCGUCCACCCCCCGCUGCAGCGCCAAGGACUUGGUGGAGAACAAAUUCCUCCUGCCGAGCACCAACUCCUUCUGCUACGAGAACGAGCUGGCCUUCAUGAGCCGCGACGAGGAUGAGGAGGACGAUGACAGCAGGGGUUUGGAUGACCUGAGCCCGGACAACAGGCACGAGUUCGACCGGCUUCAAGCGACGAUAGCGUUGGAUCAGAGGUCGUACCGGAGGGAGUCGGAAAUAUGACUCUUGGUCCUCUCUCUGACUUUUCCAAGGGUAUUUUUUUCCUCCUCUAAUCUCUUCCCCUACAACCCGCUCAAAUUAUGCAGAACAAUGCAAGUGCCAUAGGAAUGCUUGAGAAAUUAGUAUUGUUCCUAGUUUUCAGUUUCAUCGCAAUAACCACUGAGCGGUCUGCAGGAGGAGACGGGGCAGGCACGGGCACUCCCCGCACCCUGGGGACGUGGAGGGGCCCCGGGCGUGUGCGUGCCCCGCACCAGCUGCAGGGCUGGGCUCUCCCCGCGGGGAAAGCGCGAGCGUUUUCUUGGAGCCGAGAUCCAAAAAGAGGAAAUAUCAGGAAACAAAUCUUUCUCUCUUUCUUUUCCUUUUCCUUUUUUUUUUUUUUUUUUUUAAACUGAGCAGCAACAACAAAAAAAUUGCUCCUUCCAGCAGGCAGUAUGAUUCAGUUGCACAAGAUCAACACUUGAAAUAACAUGCAAUGUUAACGUACUUCUUUUUAAUUUGGGGAAAAAAGGGAGGGGAGGGAGGUGAGAGGGUUUUUAAUUUUUUCAACAUAACAUUUGGGAGACUGUUUACCAAAAUAAUAAUGACAAUAACAAUAAUAAUAAUAAUAAUAAUAAACCUGAAAGGAGUGAUUCGGUAUUUUUUAAAAGUGAGCAAGGGAAUGAAUAAGUCACCAAGGUCCUUUGAGGGGUGACUUGCUGGGCAGAUGCAAGAGCUUGAAGCCAAGACGGCAUCCGAUUUUCGGGUGUGUUUUUUUUCCACUGGCAUGGCUUCAUAGGCAGAAAAUAGACGUAAGUGGCUGCAGGUCCGUGGCAGCAAAAGCGAGUAGCAUAAUUACUGGCAAAGUAGCUAAUAGGGAAAAGCCAGACUGCUAUAGAAAGAAUCUUUGUAAACACAAUAAUUAGCCAAUUUCUGGAAAUAUUGAUCUUCAGGGUGGAAAUUGGGUCUGGGGCAUCAGCUGCUGAAGUGCUGUGUCUCUGGUGGGGAAUUCAUAACUUUCACCAUAACUAGGAUGAAAUAAUGAAAAGCACAAAGGGCAGACUAGAAAGCUCUCAAAUUCAGGUAUUUCCCCACUUCACAAAAAAAAUUUAUAUUCUCCUUAGAAAACUCAUUUGAAAUGUGGAAAUCCAGGUGAAAUUUGCCUUGCUGGGUUGCAUUUCUUCUAGCCCAGAAGCAGGAUGAGAACUCUGCCCUGUCCGGGCACAGCAGUGCCUGUGCUGCCUCUGCUGGGCUGGGAUUUAUGAAUUCCCCAUUCACUGGAGAGUCCUGGUUCGGAGCCAGACGCUUUCCCAAAACCUAGAGAUGUCAGUCAGGAAACCCACCGUGUCCUGCGCAUCACCCUGUCCCCACGCCCCAGCCUCGAGGUGGAUCGUGCCUUAGAGAUGCAAACUCAUCCCGCGCCCAUCCUGCCCCGACCCCAUCGCUCUGCCCCGCGGCUGCACCCCCAUCCCACGGUCUGCUGCGUUUUGGGCUGCUCUUGACUGCUCGCUGGUUUGGUUUGCCAUUUGCUAUGCCACGAGGCGAACCACGCCGUGCAUGGGAAGCCUCUGCUCCCUUUGCACAGAGGGAGGUUGGGCAGCUGCAGCCUUCUGCUCCCUAUGUCCCAGUGCUGGUGCUCAUCGGUGCUCCCCGUGCUGCAGGAAAGGCUGGGGCACCCGCCGGCAUCCUGCACCCAACUCGGGUGGGUGCAGAAGGGCUGGGAGCAGGGUCCUCAGCAGCGUUUAGGCUCCAUGGGCUUGUGGCUCUUUUCUCCCCCCAGCCCACAACGGGGAAGCCGUGUCCAGGGGUUGUAACUCGGCGACAGAUGUCCAAAUAUCAGCAGCGCAGGCAGGGUCUGUCCUCUGCCACCAUCUCCAGCUUUUUGUCAAAGAGGAGCCGCUGCCCCCUGCCCACCCCUGCCGCACAGCCUCUCUCCAUCCAGAUGGGGUCGGGGGCUUGGUCCCCACAACAUUCCCUCCCCUCUCUGCUCCCACCUCCUAUCCCACAGCUUCACCCCCGCAGCCCCACACUGCCCACCCAGGGGCUGGGGUAUUUUUGGCUUCCCCUAACAAACAUCCGCGGGGAAAAACCAUCCCCUCCUCGGGCACCACUGGGAAAUAGCCCGCCGGUUUGGCGCCGAGUACCCCAAAUGGGCUGACCCCAAAUCUGGGGACGUGCCAUCAGGUGCUGGCAACAACGUUUGUGUUUCCAAGGCAGCGACCGUGGGCACCAUCCCAUUGCUGGUCCCUUUGCCCCUGGGGGGGAU
Messenger RNA from Cygnus olor (mute swan), 4737 nucleotides. Its product is annotated as ATP-sensitive inward rectifier potassium channel 12. Gene Ontology annotation, biological process: regulation of monoatomic ion transmembrane transport; potassium ion import across plasma membrane. Gene Ontology annotation, molecular function: inward rectifier potassium channel activity. The coding region runs from base 1209 to 2498 and encodes 429 amino acids. Gene Ontology annotation, cellular component: plasma membrane. The transcript is spliced from 2 exons. NCBI's taxonomy places the organism in Eukaryota, Metazoa, Chordata, Aves, Anseriformes, Anatidae. The record is from RefSeq and is a predicted model, not a curated record.